UUGGGACUUGCUCGGUGCCAAUUCAUAUUCGUUCCCUUCUAUCUAGACCUUUUUGGUACUCAUUUCAAUGUAGAAUUGUAGGCUUAUACAAUAUUUACUUAGCAUACGUGAAAAUAGUGGGCGGAAUACCUGAACAAGAAAUUGGGAGAACGUGGGUGGUCUUUUUUUUUUUUUUUACCUUCUGUGCAUAUAUUAUUGAGCAAUGGCAUUGCAAGCAUCCCCAAAACAACUUUUGUUCAAUUGAGUUUCCGCCCACACAGACACAGCACGAUGCAUCUUAAUUUCGUGUCAUCCUCAUUGACAAGUCAGAACAAUGGUGAGCUCAUCGCGGGCGAACGGCCGCUCUGUGAAACAAGCACGCAAUGAAGUGCGCUCAUCGAAGAGGACAGAUGGAUAGUCUCGUUCAGCCACUUGUUGCCCAGUAUCUGGCUAUGGGAUAUCAAUCUAAGGAAAAUAACCAACAUGGAAAUACAGUAGGAAUGACUGGGAAGGAAAAAGAACAUCCACACCUCUCUCCUGGAUGUGCCUCCAGGUCCAGGGCUUCUCCUCCUGCUCGCCCUCCCAAGUUCCUCAAGCCCAGCCUGUCCCAGGUGACCCAGGGGAAGGUGAUGAUGUCUCUGGGAAAUGUCACCAAGGGAGCCAGCUGGGAGGAACUCAUCCAGGCCUGUCUUCAGACCUUUGACUCGGAGGGCUGUGUGUGUGGGAGCAGCCAUCUGAUGAACAUCACCCUGACCAUGCACCGGCUUCUCAUGUCCUCCAGCGAUCUCCUGCAGAAACUCUCCACCCUAUUUAAAACGGCCGUGGAUAAUGAACAGUCUACAGAUUGCCAGAAGAUCUGCUACCUCAUCAAGUACUGGAUCAGGGAGUUCUGGACGAUGUUUCGGCUCCACACCAGCCUGUCCGACACACUGGAGGAGUUCCAGGAGCUGCUUAGAGAGCGCGGUCAGGAGAGGCUGUGUCCCCUGCUGGAGACCAAAUGGAUAAAUGAGAGGGACUGGUCGUGGAAGGCCAGUCAGAAGAUCAAGGCCAACAGCAGUAAGAAGAGAAAAGUCUCUCUGCUGUUUGACCACCUGGAGCCGAUCGAGCUAGCAGAGCACCUCACCUUCCUGGAGUUCAAGUCCUUCUGCAGGAUAUCAUUUGGAGACUACCAGACUUACAUCCGAAGCUGCUGCAUGAAGGACAUUCCUAUGAUGGAACGCUCCAUCGCGCUGUGUAAUGGUGUCUCCCAGUGGGUGCAGCUCAUGGUCCUGAGCCGGCCUACAUCCCAGCUGAGAGCUGAAGUCUUCACCAAGUUCAUCCAAGUGGCUCAGAUCCUCCAUCUGAUGCACAACUUCAACACCCUGAUGGCCGUGGUGGGGGGCUUGUGUCACAGCUCCAUCUCCAGACUGAAGGAGACCAGCUCCCACGUCCCCAACGAGCUCUCCAAGGCGCUGAACGAGAUGACAGACCUGCUGUCGUCCUGUAGGAACUACGACAACUAUCGGCAGGCCUACAGCCGAUGUGCUGGCUUCAAGAUCCCAAUCCUGGGAGUGCACCUGAAGGACCUCAUCUCCGUCAACGAGGCAAUGCCGGACUACGUGGAGGAGGAGAAGGUGAACGUCCAGAAGAUGCAGGCGCUCUACAACCACAUCACCGAGCUGAUCCAGCUGCAGCAGGUGCCUCCACGGCUGGAUACCAACAAAGACCUGGUUCACCUACUCACGCUGUCGUUGGACCUGUACUACACUGAAGAUGAGAUAUACGAGCUGUCGUACGCCAGAGAAUCCCGGAACAGCAAAGCACCCCCAGCCACCCCCUCUAGACCUCCUGUGGUGGUGGACUGGGCACCAGGGGUCGCCCCCAAACCAGACCCCCGAACCAUCAGCAAGCACGUUCAGAGGAUGGUGGAUUCUGUGUUUAAAAACUAUGACCAUGACCAGAAUGGCUUCAUCUCUCACGAGGACUUUGAGAAAAUCGCUGCUAGCUUUCCCUUCUCCUUCUGUGUUAUGGACAAAGAAAAGGAGGGCCUCAUUAGCAGAGAGGAGAUCACGGCAUAUUUCAUGCGGGCGAGUGUCAUCUGCUCCAAGCUGGGACUGGGAUUUGUACACAACUUCCAGGAGACCACCUACAUGAAGCCCACCUUCUGUGACAACUGCUCCGGAUUCUUGUGGGGAGUCAUCAAACAGGGCUACAGAUGCAGAGACUGUGGGAUGAACUGCCACAAGCUGUGUAAGGACCAGGUGGCGUUCGAGUGUAAGAAGAAUGCCAAAGGACACAAUCCCACCGACAGUCCAAUACCAGGAUCUACAGCCACCGCUACCGGCCUUUCAGAAGGCUCGGAGGAGAGCUCUUUCCUGUAUCCUCCAGACGAGUCCAAGGACUGGAGCCCAGAAUCUCCCGCCCGCCACCCCCUGAGACGGCCCCCUGCGCUGGCCAGGUCCGCGGGGGUGGACCGCACCACCCAGACAGAGGGGAACCUCGCCCAAGACACCAGCCGCCCCCAGACCACCCUCCUGGCCCCGGUCUCCGCCUCCCUCACCCCCUGCCCCAGCCCGGUGCCCACCCUCCUGGCCCCAGCCCCCGCCUCCCUCACCCCCUGCCCCAGCCCGGUGCCCACCCUCCUGGCCCCAGCCCCCGCCUCCCUCACCCCCUGCCCCAGCCCGGUGCCCACCCUCCUGGCCCCAGCCCCCGCCUCCCUCACCCCCUGCCCCAGCCCGGUGCCCACCCGCAAGCAGCGCUACUUUGCCCUCUGGGAGAACCGAGACUCAACGGGGACCAAGCCCAAGGAGCCGGACGAGGAGACCAAACCCACCUGCCAACUCCUGGAAAACGAAAACCAGAAGCUUCAGAGCAGCAACGAGAGCCUUCGCAGAAAACUGCGGGAGACGGAACGGGAGGUGGAGGUCCUGAAGAUGCUUCUGAAGAGGCAUGCCCUGCACCUGGUGGACGAGGACUCGUCCUCCUAGCCCGGCACGCCCCUGCGAGGGCCCGACAGCCCCCCUGUACGACAGCCCCCCGUACGACAGCCCCUCGUACGACAGCCCCCCGUACGACAGCCCCCCGUACGACAGCCCCCCGUACGACAGCCCCCCGUACGACAGCCCCCCGUACGACAACCCCCCGUACGGCAGCCCCCCGUACGACAGCCCCCCGUACGACAACCCCCCGUACGGCAGCCCCCCGUACGACAGCCCCCCGUACGACAACCCCCCGUACGGCAGCCCUCCGUACGACAGCCCCCCGUACGACAGCCCCCCGUACGACAGCCCCCCGUACGGCAGCCCCCCGUACGACACCACCGAUGGAGCUCCGCCCCAUGCCUUGUUAGGGACUCAGGACUCACACUCUGCCCUGCCUCACAGCCACUCACAGAGACCAGAGACACCUGGGCCUCGUACAGUCACAGCCGUCAUUGUACACACAACUACAGUACUUCAGAACGAAUGCCAUAGACGAUUAGUAUGAAUAUGAGAGAAGUAUUGUGGGUUUACGGUAAGAUGUCAGGUGUAUAGUAAUGCAAAUGUACUGUCGUUCCGUGACAAGUUUAGGAGCUAGCUUGCAGUAUUACUGUUUAUAUUUAUUGUUAAAACACUACACUUUUCAGUCAUCCAGACAAGAAGGAUAUGGCCAUUUUUAUUUUACCCUGCUUUAUGCGUUUGAUUGUUGAAGCCUUAUGUAUUUGGGUUGUGGUGCAUUACACUUUAGAGACCAACUUGAUGUUUUUGUACAAAAAUAAUUUUAAAUCAGUUUUAUGAUGUAUCCAUAUUUCGUUCUUUAAGUAUGGUCCAUAGUAUCUCGUACAACUGUAAUGUACGGUAUAUUCAAUGGAUUUGUCUCCUAUUGAAACCUUAAUGUAAAUGAAGGCCAUUAUAUUUUGUGUGAUGGAGCUAUCUCAA
Molecule: messenger RNA, 3875 nt
Organism: Osmerus eperlanus (European smelt)
Lineage: Eukaryota; Metazoa; Chordata; Actinopteri; Osmeriformes; Osmeridae
Product: RAS guanyl-releasing protein 1-like
Exons: 17
Coding region: 363-2945 (860 amino acids)
Biological process (GO): Ras protein signal transduction; positive regulation of GTPase activity
Cellular component (GO): plasma membrane
Molecular function (GO): calcium ion binding; guanyl-nucleotide exchange factor activity
Source: RefSeq, a predicted model, not a curated record